Molecule: messenger RNA, 7204 nt
Organism: Scophthalmus maximus (turbot)
Lineage: Eukaryota; Metazoa; Chordata; Actinopteri; Pleuronectiformes; Scophthalmidae
Gene: camsap1b
Product: calmodulin regulated spectrin-associated protein 1b
Exons: 19
Coding region: 430-5112 (1560 amino acids)
Biological process (GO): cytoplasmic microtubule organization; neuron projection development; negative regulation of microtubule depolymerization
Cellular component (GO): microtubule minus-end
Molecular function (GO): calmodulin binding; microtubule minus-end binding; spectrin binding
Source: RefSeq, a predicted model, not a curated record
GGAGGCUGGGGAUGAUAAUUCCAUGUCUAUUGGGCAGAGGAGCGCGAACACACCGCUGGGUCUUGCUGCACAGCCCGAGCUCUCUCUCUCUCUGUGUGUGAGUGCCUCGUAUCUAACAUGAGGCAUUAAUACAGAGGUAGAUUUCUUAUUUAUUUAUUCAGAAGAGCCCGGGGACGUCGCUGGAAAGCUCGAGUUGCCGUGGAGCUGUUGUCACCCAGGCCGCGGGAUCGGGGUCUUGUUGCUGGGAGGAGACCGCUCGGACUCUCCGCCUCCCCCCCCCCGGGCUAGCUCUGUUAGCCGGCUACGAUGCGUCGCUGCGGCUGGCGUCUUCUCCACACGGCCGGCCCCUGGACAGCGAGGCGGGUCCUCGGUUGAGUCUUUCCACCGCCCCACCCGCGACUCGGACACACGCCGCCACACCGUUCCAGGAUGGAUGUUGAUUAUUAUGCUGGCGGGGACAGUACCAGGAGAAAAGUGGACCUGCCCGGGGUUGCAGAAGGCACAAUGGAUGUUACACCAUUCGAGAUGUAUGACUCGGCGCGGGCAAAAAUAGCCGCCAACCUCCGGUGGCUAUUUGCUAAAGCCUAUGGCAUUGACCAUAUUCCAGAGGACUUAAGGGACCCGUUCUACACAGACCAGUACGACCAGGAGCACAUAAAGCCGCCUGUCAUCCGCCUGCUGCUGUCUGGUGAACUCUACUGCCGCGUCUGCAGACUCAUCCUCAAGACGGAGCAGGCGGCGUCUCUUCAGUCCCACAUGUCCAUCAUCCAGGCCCUGUACUUCAAGGGGAUUUAUGUCAUGGAGAGCGACGACACGCGCGUCACGGAGGAGGACCUGGCCUGCAUGCCAAUCAAAAUGAGUGCUCACAUGCCCAUGAUCGAUGCCCUGAUGAUGGCCUACACAGUGGAGAUGAUCAGCAUCGAGAAGGUGGUGGCUUCCGUCGAGCGCUUCUCUACCUUCAGUGCCUCCAAGGAGCUUCCCUUUGACCUGGAGGACGCCAUGGUCUUCUGGAUCAACAAGGUGAACAUGAAGAUGAGAGAGAUUUCUGCUGGUGAACACAAAGUCAAGCACCACCCUUUGGAGUCCCCCAGCCACCAAAUGUCCCCCUCCAAAUGGUAUUGGAAGCUAGUCCCUGUGCGGUAUCGUCGGGAGCACACUUCAGGCCGACAGCCGGCUUUCUUCCCUCUACUGGAGGAGCUGAUGCGAGACGUUCGAGACGGAGCAGCGCUGCUCACUGUGGUCCACUACUACUGCCCAGACCUCAUGAAGCUGGAGGAUGUUUGCCUGAAGAAAGUGGCCUCCGUUGCUGAUAAGCUGUACAACAUCCAGCUGCUCCGAGAGUUUGCCAGCGAGUAUCUGAACAAAAGUUUCUAUCUGACAAUAGAGGACAUGCUCUACUCGCCACUCGUGCUUAAGCACAAUGUGAUGGUCUUCAUCGCUGAGCUCUUCUGGUGGUUUGAGACCGUCAAGCCAGAGUUUGUCCAGCCCAGAGAUCUUAAUGAGUUGAAAGAUGCUCGAGCCAUAGCUCAGCCCAAGAGUGCCCGUCCAUCAGUUCCCAUCUCCAACGCCACCAAGCGCAGCUUCCUGGCCAGCCCCGGCGUGGCGGAUAACCAGAGCAGCCCCGAAGUCUGUAACAGGUACUUCCUGCACCCCGAAGACUCUGAUCCCCUCAAAGGGGGUCCAAGCUUCAGUCCUUCCCACCCACUGCUGCCCCUGCGACAGAGGCAGCAGAAGCAGCAAGGAGAGGAUGGUGCAGGUCUUAGAAACCGCUCAAACUCCCUGACCCAGAUGGACGGACAACCAAGAGGCUCUGUUGCUGCGUGGCCAGACAAGAGGCAAAGACCACAGUCCACACUGAGCCCCUACAUGUUGCAUCCAGCCCCCUACAGCGAUGCAGAUAUGGCCUCCGGUGACAGCGUGAGUCUGGCUCGCUCCAUAAGUAAAGACAGCCUUGCGUCCAACGUUCUCAACGCCACACCCAAACACCAGACCUCUGUCCACCAGCCCCCGCAGGGGGCGAUGCGCAGAGUCAAUGGCCACGGCUUCUCCGGCAGUGUCAACGCUGAAAACGAGGACGAAACCAUGGUGGCGGUCGCGAGGACCGAUUGUGCCGCCGCCCCCAAAUGGGAUGACGGGACGCAAGCAAAUGCCGCAGUGGCAUCUAAACCUGCCACGGAGUCCAAACCAGCACCAGAUACCUUUUACCUAGAACCACUAAUGCCUGCCGCGCUCAAAGCGGCCAAAGAAAAGUCUGUAUGCCUAAACAAGGAGGAGGAGUGCGGCGAGGGGCCUCGCUCCUCAGGACGGGGUUCCUUACGCCAAGGAGAUGGAUCGACAUCAGCAGUUCGUAGGAAAGCAGCCUGCAACCUAAACCAAACCUUUACCCCUCCUGGUGUGGAGGCAGACAUGUCAGAGGAGCCCCACCAGGGUCAGUCAGAUUUCAGGCCCGAUGCCACUAGCAGUACGGACCCCUCGUCCAGAGAGCCAGCUGGGGGGUUUUACCUGCAUUCAGAUGCUGAAGAACCAAAGUCGGGCCCGGGCCUGGAAGCCGAGCUGGAGGACCUGGAUGAGGAUGAUUUGGAUGAAGCGGUUACCGUUAAAGACCCCAACUGGCCCAGGAAAACCUUCCAUGGGGAAGAAGACGAAGAGGAAGAAGAAUCAGCCAAACUCCAAGAGGAUAUGAAUGUGAAAGAGCACGAGGACAAAGACAUGAACGGUGGCAGCGGUCGCUCCAGCCCCUGUCUCAGCGCUCACUCGCAGGCCAGCAGCAUGGCCAGCGGCAGCGUGCGCAUGACCUCCUUCGCCGAGCGCAAAGCCCAGCAGCAGCGCUUCGGCAGCAACCACGACCUCCGCUCCAGUGCCUCCAGCUCCCAAAGGACCACCCCUGACGGAUCAGAGAGCAGCGGGCCCCUGGCGUCCUCCUGGAGGCUUAAACGAGACCAGAGCCCCUCCUCACCCUUGGGAGGGUGUGCUCGCACAGGCGACGGUAGCACUAAUGUACUCGCCUCCGAAUUCGUGCAGCUGCGCAUGCAGCUGGAGGAGAAGAGGCGAGCCAUCGAGCACCAGAAGAAGAAGAUGGAAGUGCUGUCGGCGAGGCAGAGGCAAAAGCUGGGGAAGGCCGCUUUCCUGCACAUCGUGAAGAAAGGCGGAGGCAAGAGUGACACGCUACCCAACCCGCUCAAGGCCGACAUCUCUAAAGAAGAGCUAAACGGGCAGAAGGGACCGUCGAGUAAAGAUGAUUUGUGUGUCGGUGCGCCGAGGGGGGACAAAGAGGUGGCGGGCGCCGCCCCGCCAGGUGCCUUAGAAGCCGACAAGAAGGGAAGCGGCGGCAACUUCUACCUAGAGGAAGAGUUGGACCUGAACGAGUGCAGCCGCUCCAUCGACCAGCUGAACGAAGCCAUCGGCAGCAUCCAGCAGCAGAUGACGCGGCUGUCGCUGCAGCAGGAGAUGUUAAUCAAACAGAAUGUACAGUCCCCGCCUGGUGCGACUCCGCCCCCUCCUCUCACCAGUGACAAAAACUCUGACUCUAAGGCCGGGGCAAGCUUUCACUAUGUGGAGCACAGCUCUGGCACCGCUGCCACCCCCACAAGGAAACCCCCCAAGCUGAGCUCGGGCCGGAGCCCCAGGUCCAAACCGUCAGAGCUGAAAAUAGCCAAGGAGCAAUCCCGGCUGGCGUCCAGGACCCUCACCCCCAACCAGAGCGAGACACUACCACACCGGGGGCAUUUAACCGGGGGCAGGUCCCCCAGGGCUGAGCAGCCCGACAGCCCUAGAAACCCCACAGCCGGAGAGACAAUCGACCGGCCGGGCUCGGGCCUCACCCGAAGCGCCGCCUCCCGGCUUCACGACGAGGCGAACAUGCGUCUGCCGACCCGAGUGGACCCGGCGGCGGUGGCUGUCCCAGAAGUGUCCUUCGACGAAUGCCUGUCCAGCACUGCAACCGUGUCCGACCUCAACUCUUCGGACGGUUCGGGGAAAGAGAACAUGCCAUCGGAGGAGACGCAGCGCAGCAAAUCCCACCUGAUCGAGGUCGAUCUGUCCGAGCUGGAGGCAGCAGAGGACACAGCGGACGACUCGGCACUGGAAGGAGACGGAGAACAGAAGUCAGUCAUGGGCUUCUUCUUCAAGGAUGAGCAGAAAGCGGAGGACGAACUCGCUAAGAAAAGAGCAGCGUUCUUCCUGAAGCAGCAGAGGAAAGCCGAGGAGGCUCGACUCCGCAAACAACAGCUAGAGGCCGACUCCGAGCUGAAACGAGACGAAGCGAGACGGAAAGCCGAGGAGGACCGCCUGCGGAAAGAGGAGGAGAACGCACGCCGGGAGCUGAUAAAGCAGGAGCACCUGCGGAAGAAGCAGAAGGCGCUGUUCGAGGAGAAAGGCCUUGUGAGGCCCAAGACCCCCAAGCCGAAGCAGAAGCACCGAGCCAAGUGUGCGUUCAGAGAGGAGUCCUCCAGCGACAACUUCUCCAAGGGCUCGUCCACACCGGACAACCUGAGCACUGGCCAAUCAGGCUCCAGUCUGUCUCUGGCCUCCGCCGCGACCAACGAGGCCGACAGCGUCAACUCUGGCGGCGCCGGCUCCCAGCGCUGCGACUCCGUGGAGUCGUUUCCAGGAAUUCGUAGUAACAGUCGAGCUGUGGAAAGAGACUGGGACAACGGCUCCACCGCGUCUUCCAUCACUUCCAUGGCUGAAUAUACUGGUCCCAAACUCUUCAAGGAGCCCAGCGCCAGGUCGAACAAGCCGAUCAUCCACAACGCAAUCUCUCACCGCUGCCUGGCUGGCAAAGUCAACGAGCCCCAGAAGAACCAGAUCCUCGAGGAGUUGGACAAGUGCGAGUCCAACCACCUGAUGAUCCUGUUCCGCGACGAGCGCUUCCAGUUCCGCGCGCUCUACUCGUACUUCCCCGACACGGAGGAGAUCCACAAGCUGACGGGCACCGGGCCCAAGAGCAUAGGCCACGCGAUGAUCGACAAGCUGUACAAGUACAGCUCGGACGGCAAGCGCUUCACCGCCAUCCCCGCCAAGACUGUGUCCGUGAGCGUGGACGCCCUGACCAUCCACAACCACCUGUGGCAGGCCAAGAGGGGCGCCGCGCCAAAGAAAAGUGUCAAAUAGCGGGCUGGUUUUUUUUCUAACCCUCUUAUCUUACAAAAUCCUCAAUCCCCCCCCCCCCCCCCCCCCCCCCCCAUCUCUCGCUUGUGUCCUGAACAGACUGCAUUGACGCUCACAGCCAAUCUCGCCGCCGCCGCCGCUCGGCUUGGGAACCUACUCAGGAGAGAGGCCGCAUCCGGGAACACGUGGUCAUCACGUAGGUGGACCAUCAAGAAACAAGGGGAAAAGUGUGUGUGUGUGUGUGUGUGUGUGUGUGUGUGCGCGUGUGUGUGUGUGUGUGCGUGCGUGUGCGCGUGUGCGUGUGUGUCACAGGUGGUCUGAGGGGCUGGUGCUUGCAACAACAAAAAGAGGAAUGCCGGCUGAAUGUGCUUCCCCUCCCCGUGAUCUCAGUGCGAUCUGUUCAGGUUUCGUUUUUUUCUACGACGACCACGACUCGAGCAUGUGGCAUUUUUUUCCCCCCUCCGUUUCUCAUAUGUGGUGGAUGUUCAUUUGUUUUUUUUUUUUACAUUAAGUAUUUAUUUAGUUCAGCACUGUCGUGGUCCAGAGCUCAGCUGCAGCACUACAAUCCUUCCUUCCUUCUCUCCUUUGGACACGUUUGGACUUAAAGGAGGUGGACCUCCCGUCGCUCUUUUCAGAAAACACCCCCCAAGCCGAGGGGCCUUUGUACGACCUUUUCUCCGGACGUGUCGCCCCCCCCCCAACCCUGAAACCGGUCUCUUCCUGCGCGGGCUGUUUCAAAUCUGUCGAAUCCGUCGAAUCAGGCUGGCAUUGCCGAUUUUUGCCUCACCACCAGGGAUCUCCACAAAAACCUGCUGCUCUGAACUGUCUCUUCUUCUUUUGUGUUACGGGGGGGGGGCGGAGGGGGCUCUCCUCAGGUCCCCCCCCCCACCUCCGACAUCCGUUGGCCUUUUCACGCAUCGUGGUACUAUCGUCUACAUACUCGACCGCUUUUUAUCGUGUAGCACUGGAUAUGUGUAUAGCAACAAAGGAAAAAAAAAAAAAAGUUAAACAAUGGUCAUUUUAAAUACUGUUCAUUUUAAUUUGUUCCUUUUUCAUGAGGGAAUCAAAAGGCUUUGGUGCAGAAAUUAUGUUUUUUCCGGUUUUGUUUUAGCUUUUUUUUUAUGAAUCAUUCUUAAAGCAACGUGGUACAGUUUGAGCUGAUAUGUGUUUUCAUCAUAACAGGACUGUCUCUGAUGUUUAGGGCUUAGUUGUGUUUUCUCUCUCUCCACUGGGCACUCUCUUGAUCGGUCCUGUAUAAAGGUGCACUCAUGAACACUUGUCGACGGCUUCUGUCAUGCAAUGUAACCCCCUCCACUCCUCCCCCUCCCCACGUGUCUGCCUGUCCCAUGAGAGUGGCGCACACACACACUGGACACAUCGAGUGUGUGUGUGCGCGCGCCGCUCUGUAACCGGUUGGAACGGCAGUAUUUGAUAAAGGGGUGUGUGUGUGUGUGCGGGCGGAUUGUCGGGGGGGGAAACUGUGGUUCAGUUCUGUACCAACAUUAAAGAACAUUCCUCCGAGGUGUUGACGAACAACUGCCACGUCGUCUCUCUCUUGUCUUUAGAAAAUCAUCCAAGUGCUUUUAUAUGUUUCCAGUCCGUCGGCCUCGAGGAACAAACCGCAAGUGUCGCACAAGCACUUUACUUUUCUCUUCGUUGUUGUUGGGGCAUUUUACCCUUUUUUUCUUUUGAAUGGGCAUAAGAACUACGAACUAAUUAGCAACACUGCUGUCGGGGGAAAACUAAAAAACCAAACACUACGAUUUAUUAAUACUGACACGUGAAGCCGGAGGGUCUCGGGCUGAUGUGAUAAACUACUGCUGUUGUCUCUGAAAACGAGAGGAAACCUUUUGCUGCAUUUUGGUGGUGUUGUUUAUUUGGUGGUGACACAUCUUACAAGAGAAUGUGAGUGUAUUUUUAUGUUAACUAAAAGAUUGUAUCGGCACUCUGUCACCGUUUUUGUUACACUAGUAUGUAUUUUUCCAUCUCUGUUGAUUUUUAUCUUUGAUCCCAUUGCCAUCUAUUUAUUUUCAAAUGGACGCACUGAAACAGAAUAAAUUUUCAAAUUGAAUAAAGGUCACAUUUUUGAUUUUAA